AUACAGCGAGCAAUGAAAUACACCGAGUAGCUGAAGCAGAGAAAAAGGAGUUAGAUUAAAAUUAAAAUUAAAAUGGUGCCUGUUAAAGAGCUGCAGUUGCCAGGCUACUGGCACUGCAGUUUUGUGUGUGGUGUGACACAACACUCAGUCUUUUCUCCUGCAUCCUGUAGUAACUGCAUUAUUUGGGAACAUCAAGGUUUAGUUCCUCCAUCUGUCAAGUAAAGUGAUUUCAUUCUACAAUGAGAACAAUAUUUUCAAUUUUUGGGACCAGCAAGGUGUUGGAAUGAACAUGGAAAUUCUAAAGUGCUUUGCAAAAAUUGAUACCUAUGCUAAGGAUUAUACUCUUACCUCUUUGACCUAAAGAUGUCAUCCUCGUAAUAUUUUUCUACCUAAUGUCCCCCAGUCCAUUAAUCUAUCCACAGCAUAAAUGUGACCCUGAGACAUUCUGUUACUAGGCAAAAAUGUCACAUGUGAAACAAGUGGGACUUUUAGCUGCUGGAUGUCAGCCAUGGAACAAGGAUAUAUGUGCUGCUAGUGGGGACAGAUUUGCCUACUGUGCUACCCUUGCUGUUUAUAUUUAUCAGCUGGAUCACCGAUACAAUGAAUUCAAGCUCCAUGCAAUUAUGUCUGAGCACAAGAAGACAAUCACAGCCAUAUCUUGGUGUCCCCACAACCCUGAUGUGUUUGCAAGUGCCAGUGCAGAUAGUUUAGUGAUCAUAUGGAAUGUGAAUGAACAGAAGGUUGUGGCCAAGCUGGACAAUACAAAAGGAAUUCCUGCAUCCCUUGGCUGGUGCUGGAAUGCAGGUGAUGCAGUUGCAUUUGUGUCGCACAGAGGUCCACUGUACAUUUGGACUAUCUCAGGACCUGACAGCGGGGUAACUGUGCAUAGAGAAGCACAUAGUUUCUUGUCAGAUAUCAGUCUGUUUAGAUGGCAUCCAAAGAAAAAAGGAAAGGUGGUAUUUGGACAUACUGAUGGAAGCCUAUCUAUUUUUCAACCAGGUUCUAAAAAUCAGAAACAUGUCUUAAGACCAGAAUCUCUUGAAGGAACGGAUGAAGAGGAUCCAGUUACAGCUCUGGAGUGGGACCCUUUGUCAACUGAUUACCUACUUGUUGCUAAUUUACAUAAUGGUAUUCGACUAGUUGAUUCCGAAUCUCUGUCCUGUAUCACAACUUUUAGUUUUCCCAGUGCAGCAGCAUCUGUUCAGUGUUUAGCCUGGGUUUCUAGUGCACCUGGAAUGUUUAUAACUGGAGAUUCUCAGGUUGGUGUGUUACGUGUUUGGAAUGUUUCGCGUACAACACCUAUAGAUAAUUUUAAAUUGAAGCAAACUGGUUUCCAUGGCUUGCAUGUGCUAAGUUCUCCUCCAAAAAAAAAGGCAUGUUCAUCACAGUAUCCUACUAAAAAUCACCAUACGUCUUCAACAAGUGAGGCUGUUCCUCCUCCAACUUUAACCCAAAACCAAGCAUUUUCUCUUCCUCCUGGUCAUACCGUCUGUUGCUUCAUGGAUGGUGGAGUGGGGCUUUAUGACAUGGGAGCCAAAAAGUGGGAUUUCCUUAGAGAUUUGGGACAUGUUGAGACCAUCUUUGAUUGCAAAUUCAAACCUGAUAACCCUGAUCUUCUUGCUACAGCUUCAUUUGAUGGCACAAUAAAAGUUUGGGACAUAAAUACUUUAUCAGCGGUUUAUACAUCUCCUGGUAAUGAGGGGGUUAUUUAUUCCAUUUCUUGGGCUCCAGGAAAUCUUAACUGCAUAGCAGGUGGAACAUCCCGAAAUGGUGGCUUUAUCUGGGAUGUUCGAAAAGGCAAAAUGAUAACCAGAUUCAGUGAGCAUGGAAAGAAUGGAAUCUUCUGCAUUGCCUGGAGUCAUAAAGAUUCCAAAAGAAUAGCAACCUGCAGCAGUGAUGGAUUUUGUAUUAUUCGAACCAUUGAUGGCAAUGUUCUUCACAAGUACAAACAUCCAGCUGCAGUGUUUGGCUGUGAUUGGAGUCAAAACAACAAAGAUAUGAUAGCUACUGGUUGUGAGGAUAAAAAUGUUCGUGUUUACUACUUGGCAACCAGCUCUGAUCAACCAUUGAAAGUUUUCACUGGGCAUACUGCAAAGGUGUUUCAUGUACGGUGGUCUCCUCUCAGAGAAGGAAUCCUCUGCAGUGGCUCUGAUGACGGAACCGUUCGGAUAUGGGAUUACACACAAGAUGCUUGUAUAAAUGUUCUUAGUGGACAUACAGCUCCAGUACGAGGACUGAUGUGGAAUCCUGAAAUUCCUUACCUUCUAAUAUCUGGCAGUUGGGAUUAUACAAUUCGAGUGUGGGACACAAGAGAUGGAACGUGUUUGGACACAGUUUAUGAUCAUGGCGCAGAUGUAUAUGGAUUAACGUGUCAUCCUAGUCGUCCAUUUACUAUGGCAUCUUGCUCUCGUGAUUCUACUGUCAGACUCUGGUCAUUGACACCUCUUAUAAACCCUCUACAAAUAAAUAUCAUAACAGACAGAUGUUGGGAUGAUAUUAUUGGCAAUACAGAUCGUGCUGUGGAGUCUGGAGCUCCUCCUUUGCUGUGUGGUAAAGUUUCCAGGGAUAUUAAACAAGAAUUGGAAAAAUUGUCAGGAAGUCCUCGAGGAAAAAAACUAAGGUGGUUUUCAGAAUUUUUUUCACCUCCAGGAGGCAGCAAAAAUUUAUGGGAUUUGGUUGCUGUAAUAAAAGGACAGGAUGACAGUUUGCUUCCACAAAACUACUGCAAAGGAAUUAUGCAUAUGAAACACCUCAUUAGAUUUAGACUGUCCAAGGCACAAGAACUGACAACAGUAAAGAUGUCUAAAUUUGGAGGUGGUAUUGGUGCACCAAGCAAAGAGGAAAGACUCAAAGAAGCUGCAGAAAUACAUUUAAGAUUAGGACAAAUUCAGCGAUAUUGUGAGCUAAUGGUAGAACUUGGAGAGUGGGACAAAGCUCUCUCAGUUGCACCUGGUGUAUCAAUGAAAUAUUGGAGGAAGUUAAUGCAGAGGAGAGCUGACCAGUUAAUUCAGGAAGAAAAUGAUGAUGUCAUCCCAUACUGUAUAGCUAUUGGAGAUGUGAAGAAACUGGUUUCUUUCUUUACUUCAAGAGGUCAGCUUAAAGAGGCCCUACUUGUUGCACAGGCGGCUUGUGAAGGAAAUAUACAGAUGUUACCACUCUCCACAAGUGGAACUUCAAAUUCUGGUGGAAACAAUACAGAUGAUUAUAAUGAUCUCCUGCAGAAAGUGAGUAAAGAACUGGCAGAUUGGUAUUUCCAGGAUGGCCAUGCAGUGCUUGCAGCAUGUUGUCAUUUGGCUGUUGAAAAUAUAGAGCUUGCAAUGGCAAACCUGAUUCGUGGAAAUGAACUGGAGCUGGCAAUCAGUGUGGGUACUGUCUUGGGAGAAAGUGCAGCACAAGCAACACAUUAUGCACUAGAAUUACUAGCAAGAAAAUGUAUGGCAGUGAUAACAUGCUUCCCAUCACUUGGAUACAGGGAUUUAGCAGUUGAUCUUCUUAUGAUGAUUCCUGAUAAUAAACUGCAGUUAGUAAAACUCUGUGCUUUCUAUCCUGGAUGCACAGCAGAAAUAAAUGACCUGCAUGAAAAGUGUAAUCUUCCUGAUGUGGAAGAGUGUAUGCGAAUGGCAGAGACAAUUCAGGCAGAUGGGGAUGUAUUUGAAACAAUAAAGUACUAUCUGUUAAGCACAGAACCUGAAAAGGCUCUCCCUGUUGGCAUUCAGUAUGUGAAAGAACAACUUGGUGGCUCAGAUUGGACUUUAGAUUCAGUCUUUCCAUAUCUUGAUCUUUUAAGUUACAUACGGACUGAACAGUUAAUGUUGCCUAAGUGUAGUGAGUUUCGGAAUGAGUUGCUGAUUUUGUGUGGUUAUGUUGGUGCUUUACUUGCUAUCAGAAGACAGUACAACAGCAUUGUACCUGCACUGUAUGAGUAUACAUGUCAGCUUUUAAAAAGACGGGAAGUAUCUGUACCUUUGAAAAUUGAACACCUUUCUGAGGAAUUAGAUGCAUGGAGAGCUUGCACACAAUCAAACAAGCCUACGGAUGAGUUGCCAUGCACCCCGCCCUCUGAAUCGCAGAGAGCGCUGUAUUCAGUGCUUGUCUCGCGAAUUCAGGGGGAGCCUCUGAAAGGAAUGGUUGGGCCAGACUGUGUCACUGGAUCAAAUCUUCCCAGUCACUCAGAUGUUCAUACCUCUUGUUUGACAGGACAAAAGAUCCAGGGUCCUGUGUUCUUCCUCGAAGAUGGAAAAUCUGCUAUUUCACUGAAUGAUGCUUUGAUGUGGGCCAAAGUGAAUCCUUUUUCACCAUUAGGAACAGGAAUACGACUUAACCCAUUUUGAUGAGGUGUUUCCUCUGUACUUUAUAGUGCUUAAAAUAACACUCUGGGAGUUAAUGCUUAUUUAACCUUGAUUGUCAAAGGACAGAGAGGUAGUUGAUUCCUCCUGAUGGUCAAUUACUUGAACUUUGAAAAUUUUAAAAUGAGAAGAAAAGGAUUUCUAUACAAAUGUUUGUUGAGAAUCCAAAGAAAAAAAUUAUUUGAUAAUCCAAAGAAAAAGUCCUAAUUUCAUAUAUAGCCAUGUCUUUUUUUUUGUAAGAAUAUUGUUGUCAGACAAUUAUUUUUGUCAACUCUGUGUGAAUAGAUGCUUUGUAAAGUAAGCAACUAUCUACAUAUUACUAAAAUAUUGAUAAUAAACUGUGAAACCCAUAAAUACUGUUCUGAAUAUAUAAUCAUAGAAUAACUUUAUUGACAGCAACUCCAAACUUUUUCAGAAUGACUGGAAUAUUUUGGCUGUUUCACACUGUCCCCCUUUUUAAUUUGAACUAACUUUUACACACAGGGUUGUAUAGCAAAAGGAAAAAUUUAAAGAGUAGGUGUUUUUUUUCAUCCCCUUGUUAUUGUGCUUUAAUAGCAGUACAAAUAGAAGGUCACUUAUGAUUUAUUUAUAUUAUCUAUAUUUUGUCUAGAUUAUCUAUUUUUUUUUGUUAGAUUAUCUAAAUUACAAAAUUGUAUUUUCUAAUAGAAUAUUUGGCAACAUUUCCCAUUAUACUUUCACCGGAGGCUAAAACUCUUUAUAAAUUAUUUUUGGUUUUUUUAACAAAGUCUUUGUAUAGAACAAACAGCAUAUUUAUUGAAGUCAUUUAACUAUGCUGUGUACAUUUUAAAAGCUUGUUUUCUCUUUAUAUUUUGUAUUAGUUGUAAACAUGCAUAUAAUAUGACAGACCAGAAGUAAGUACUUGUGCAUAUAUAUUUUUAUUUACUAUAUCUACACUCAAAUGGAAAAACAGUUAUGGCAAUAGAAUACUAAAAAUAUUUAAAGCUGUGUAUAGUAUGGAAUUUAAUUAUAAGGCAAAUAUUAUACUCAUUAUUCUUAUUAAUAAUUCUUAUAAUCAGAAUUGCUCACCUUUAGAAAAGAUGCCUUGGUUGCAACACUUUUUAUUAGUUUAAUGGAUGGUACAUAAGCAGAAAUUUACUUUAUCUGUUCUUACAUUAUUUGCUUGUACUUUAAAAUAAAUUUUGAAAUUUAUUUAAAUUCCUGAUAGUUACAUGAAAUAUAAAGCGGUUACAAUUAAAAAUUGGCAGAAUUAUUUCUAUAGCAACUGUCAUAAAAAGUGGAAACAGUAUUGGGUCUCUAUUUAGUAGAUCCUAUCAAAAAAGCCUCAAUUUAGAGGUAAGCCUUGCCCUUAUUUAACUGUAGAAAUAACAAUGCCACCAUGCUGGAAAGAUGGGAUGGAGAUUAGAAAUAAAAGAAAAUCCUGGGUUGGUUUUUUCCCCUCCAUCUUUAAAAUGGUAAAAUUUCCUUCUGGUAAUGUUCUAGAGUAUUAUUUACAGGGUUUCUGGUGUAAGAAUAUAUUGGGUGGAGGGAAUACAGCUAUUUUGUACCCUAAAAACCCCAUUUUUGUACAUACUUGGGUGCUGGAACUGAAUAUUUUACUUCCUGCAAGUAUUCAUUGAAAAUGUUUUCCCUUUGUUUACUCCAUGAAGCUUGCAGAAGAAGAAUUUUAUUUCAGAAGUUAAAAUUCAUAAUUUUUGAAAGAAUUUUCCAUCAGUCAGUACCUGAUCUUGCUUCUGUCAAAUGAAAAACUAUCUGUCUUUUAGCACAUAAAUCUUACAACCUGGUAUGGAAAAGUUCUUGAUAGAGAGGUGGAGAGCAAACAUGAGAACUGAACAUGCAGCCCCAUGACUGAGGAUUGGGAUUGGAAAUAUUGACUCAACUGCCAUUCUACUAUAUUUAAAAUCUUUUGUUGUAUCAUAAGGAUUUUUAUUAAUAUUUCACAAUUAAAAUAUAUUGAAUACGUAGUAUAACUGCAUCAACGUGUUGCACAUAAAUUGUGCCUUAACAUGGAAUCUUGGGCAAAUCUACUCCCUCUGAAUUACAGAGUGAGGGUUAAAAAUUCAUUCCUUACUGAAAUACAAAAAUUAAGUCAAAGGGCAUUUUUUAUAUUGGGGAUUCAUCAGGAAACAGUCAUUGUGAAUAACAUGAGGUUGCAUUUUCUUUGAAGUUGUUUGUACAGUGGUGCGUGAGGGGAAUAUGCGGAAAAGGUUGUAAUUGUGUCUGCUGUUACAGCUGUGGUUGCAACUGUCAACUGGUUCAUCAAUUUCAAAAAUAAUUUCAGAUUGUUUGCUAAUGUGUAGCUUCAUUGUCUAGUAUAGCAAGUCAAAUACAGGUAUCUCCCCCUUAAUAUUAAAGAAUACUUUGUCUUCAAAA
Molecule: messenger RNA, 6698 nt
Organism: Passer domesticus (house sparrow)
Lineage: Eukaryota; Metazoa; Chordata; Aves; Passeriformes; Passeridae
Gene: WDR17
Product: WD repeat domain 17
Exons: 31
Coding region: 462-4331 (1289 amino acids)
Molecular function (GO): protein binding
Source: RefSeq, a predicted model, not a curated record